Molecule: messenger RNA, 5784 nt
Organism: Egretta garzetta (little egret)
Lineage: Eukaryota; Metazoa; Chordata; Aves; Pelecaniformes; Ardeidae
Gene: SEC31A
Product: SEC31 homolog A, COPII coat complex component
Exons: 28
Coding region: 1595-5338 (1247 amino acids)
Biological process (GO): intracellular protein transport; endoplasmic reticulum organization; endoplasmic reticulum to Golgi vesicle-mediated transport
Cellular component (GO): COPII vesicle coat; endoplasmic reticulum exit site
Molecular function (GO): protein binding; structural molecule activity
Source: RefSeq, a predicted model, not a curated record
GGGGUUGUAAGGGAAAGGUAAUGGCUGUGGAACUGUUAUACAUGGUAUUUGUGGAAAGGCCACUUCAUGAGGUUUAUGUGCGGUUGGUAAGAAGAGGAGCAAAAGUUCAGCACUGAAGGAGGAAGGCGCAUGAGUGCCAUUGAUAUUGUGGGACAAUGAGGUGUCAUUGUGAAGGCACUGAGCUUAGACUCCAAGGAUUUGCAAGCAGCUCAUGCUCUGACAUAAACCUGAAAAAUCUGACAUUGACUGGUAGGUUUGAAUAUGUAUGCAGAGUUUAUUUUGGGGAGCCUCUGGGAUUUUCCAGAGAACAGAAGGAAAUGUGAAAUUAUCAAAAUGCAGUGGCAACUUUUCACAUUGGCCCAUCCUGUUUGCAUUUAGGUAUUUCAGGGAGACUCCUAUAACAUAAGUAAACGGAGUCAUGUUGUGUGUGUAGUAUUGUACCUCACCCUGCAGCUGGGAAACCAAGUUCCCAACUGUACAACUCCACUUAGCUCUUAGUUCCUUAACCAUGCGCUUGUCCAAAGAAAGACUGGUAGCAUCAGAGCGUCCAAUUUCCAUCUCAGCAGUGCUUGUAGUGGCUCUCUGGUGGCUGGUCCAGUGGCUGCCGCUCAUUGUGGGUGAGCUGAAACAACAUAGGUGGAAGUGCAGGAUGUUUCUGUGGGUAGAGAAGGAGGUGAAAAUUUUCAUUGCCAUUGGAUUGGAUCCAUGACUUUUAUACCAGCUACAGUGUCAGCAUAACCACUUUUUCCCCUGGUGACCUGAAACGACAUGAUGGGAGGUACAGGCUAUUUUGCCUGUAUGGUCAAAUGAGAAUUUGACACUUCUAGAGAAGCAAUUGCCAUCUCCCCAACCUCUGACAUGAGUAAAAAUUAAUUGGACUUGAGUCUUCGUUAUCUGUUCUAAAGCUGUAGCUUCAAGACUAAGGACCUACAACUGUUUCCUAAAGUUCUUGACCAAACGCAGUUUGCUGGGUUCCUAGAGGUUAAGUGUUGCCUAUAAACAACUGGACAGAAGGGUUGAAAUUGUGUGCAUUUGCACACAAUAAGAUUAUGACCCUGCUUAGGGAUGGUCUCCGUAAGUAAUGGCUGUGGUAGCUUUUGCAGGAGGAAGCACAAGGUGUUAGGCUGCUGGUUUUGUGCUGUGUCAGUUUUGUUGUAAUGAUUCAUAGGGCUAGCAGAGCAGUUGUGCUGGCAGGCAGCUUGCAAUCCAUGCCCUGCAGUUGUCUGCGUUUUAGUACGUGGGGCUUGUGAGAAAGAGCCCCAGUCUCUGUUUAAUGCCCUGCACUGUGGGCAAAGCUGAUGUUAACAUGUCCUACUGACCUGAGAGCAGGAUGAGGUGUUCAAUGUUCUAAAAUUUCCUUGUUCUACCUUGUUUUAACUAUGACAGAGAUUUUUCAAGGCUGUCCAAGUGACAUUUGCUUGCUGAAUUUCAAAAAACACUCCUGAUAGCCAAGAUGCAGUGUCCAUUUGAAAGUACUUCCCUUGCCUGGAAAAAUAGAUUGUGGUCCAAGAGACACAUGUCUGUGAUGUGAAUAAACUACUUGCUGAGCCUCAAGUACAGCAGAUGAAAUGCUUGCACAUUCAGAAGCACAGAUAUGGAAAAGGAUUUGGAAUUUUCCCAGUUCUUUCUCUCUUGUAUGAAGAGGUUUACUUCCAGGCUGUGUUUGGAUGCGCUUAUAGUCCUCACUUUGAUUGCUUCUAUUGUUCUGCAAAGGUACCACAAGCUGAUCUGGGGGCCACACAGCAUGACCUCAGGUGAGACAGUCUCCGGAGUCCUGAUUGCAGGGGGUGAAAACGGAAAUGUCGUUCUGUAUGACCCAGCCAAAAUCAUAGCUGGAGACACUGAAGUAGUAAUUGCCCAGAAGGACAAGCACACAGGACCAGUAAGAGCGCUCGAUGUCAACAUGUUCCAGACUAAUCUGGUGGCCUCUGGUGCUAACGAGUCUGAAAUCUAUAUCUGGGACUUGAACAAUUUUGCCACGCCAAUGACACCAGGAGUGAAGACACAGCCUCUUGAGGACAUCAGCUGCAUCGCAUGGAACAGGCAAGUCCAGCACAUCCUGGCAUCUGCCAGCCCUAGUGGCCGAGCUACUGUGUGGGAUCUCAGGAAGAAUGAACCCAUCAUCAAAGUCAGUGACCACAAUAACCGGAUGCACUGCUCAGGCCUGGCAUGGCACCCUGAUGUUGCUACCCAGAUGGUUUUGGCCUCGGAAGAUGACAGGUUGCCUGUGAUUCAGAUGUGGGACCUAAGAUUUGCCUCCUCACCACUUCGUGUUCUAGAAAGCCAUACAAGGGGUAUAUUGGCCAUUGCUUGGAGUAUGGCGGAUUCGGAGCUGCUACUUAGCUGUGGGAAGGAUGCUAAAAUUCUCUGCUCUAACCCCAGCACGGGCGAGGUGCUGUAUGAGUUGCCUACGAACACACAGUGGUGCUUUGAUAUCCAGUGGUGUCCCAGGAACCACGCUGUUUUGUCUGCAGCUUCCUUUGACGGGCGGAUCAGCAUUUACUCCAUCAUGGGAGGCAGCAUUGAUGGCUUGAGGCAGAAGCAAGUUGACCAGCUUUCAUCAUCUUUUGGAAACCUCGAUCCAUUUGGUACAGGACAGCCCCUCCCACCCCUGCAGCUUCCCCAGCAGACUGCCCCACAGAGUGUCAUUUUACCCCUAAAGAAACCACCCAAAUGGAUCCGGCGACCUGUGGGAGCAUCGUUUUCGUUUGGAGGCAAGCUGGUUACAUUUGAGAAUGCCAAGUCUCAGCAGCAGCCAGGCAUUGAGCAGCAGCAGCAGUGUCACCAUGUCUAUGUGAGCCAGGUUGUUACAGAGAAGGAUUUCCUGGCCCGCUCGAACCAGCUGCAGGAGGCUGUGCAGUCCGAAGGCUUUGUCAACUACUGCCAGAAGAAAAUUGACAUGGCCCAGGCUGACUUUGAGAAAAACGUGUGGGCCUUCUUAAAGGUGAACUUUGAAGAAGAUUCACGUGUUAAAUACCUUGAGCUCUUGGGAUAUAGGAAAGAUGAUCUGAGGAAGAAGAUUAUGUCUGCUGUGAAUACAGAAGGCCUUGCAGAUGGUGAUUUGGGAGAGGCUUCCACAGAAUCUGAUGAAUCUGAGCCAAACAAGGGGGAUGAAGGCCAAGCUACAGAGGACCAGUUCUUGGGAGAGAAGGUGAAGGACCAUAAACAAGAAACUGAAGAUUUGGGAUCUGCAAAGAAGACAUUUAACAUCUCUGUUAGUGGAGAUGUGGACGGUUUGAUUACCCAGGCUUUGCUGACGGGUAACUUUGAGAGCGCAGUAGAUCUCUGCUUGCACGAUAACCGUAUGGCCGACGCCAUUAUCUUGGCCAUCGCAGGCGGACAAGAGCUGCUUUCUAAGACACAGAAAAAGUACUUUGCCAAGAUGCAGAGCAAAAUUACCAGGCUCAUCACUGCAGUGGUAACAAAGAACUGGAAAGAGAUUGUGCAGUCUUGUGAUCUUCAGAAUUGGAGAGAGGCUCUGGCUGCUGUGCUCACUUACGCCAGGCCAGAUGAGUUUGCAGCCCUUUGCGAUCUCCUGGGUAACAGGCUGGAGAGUGAGGGGGACAGCCUUCUGCAGACACAAGCUUGUCUUUGUUACAUUUGUGCCGGCAACGUGGAAAAACUUGUUGCUUGUUGGACCAAAGCUCAGGAUGGAAACAGUCCCUUAUCCCUUCAGGAUUUAAUAGAGAAAGUUGUAAUCCUGCGCAAAGCUGUGCAGCUCACCCAGGCUGUGGACCCUAAUGCUGUGGGGGCCCUUUUGGCUGAGAAGAUGAGCCAGUAUGCCAACCUCCUGGCUGCCCAGGGUAGCAUUGCUGCAGCUUUGACCUUCCUCCCUGCGAACACCAACCAGCCAAACAUCAUGCUGUUACGGGACAGGCUUUGCAGAGCCCAAGGGGAGCUUCCAGUGGGACAGGAGGCCCUCAAGGCACCAUACGAGAGACAGCCCAUGCCUAAAGGACGAGCUGGCCCUGUGGCUGGACAGAUGCAAGGGCCCCAGGCUCCAGCCCAGCAAUAUUACCAACAGGUUAGAAUUGCCCCUACUGUCACUACCUGGAGUAACAAAACUCCUACUGCCCUUCCCAGCCAUCCUCCUGCAGGCUGUCCCUCUGACACACAGGGAGACAACCCACCUCCUCCAGGGUUUAUCAUGCCAGGUGCCAUUAACCCCAACGUGACACCGCAGCAAGCCACCUCUUCCAGUUACAGCAUGUAUUCACAAGCAGGGGCCCGGCCAACGUACCCACAGACGUAUCAGGCCACACAGCAGUACUCUUGUGGAACAGGGGGACCAGCUGUCUAUCAGCCUCAGCAGCCUGUUGCUGUCCCUGCUUCAGCUUCUUACCUGAACCAUGCCCCUAACACUACCCCUCUCUACCUGCCCUCUGCCCCUGCCCACUCUGUGCCCUCCCCGCUGUACCCCGGGCAGCCUCAACCCUCCCCAACAAGCCUGAAUCCCAUCUCUUCCUUCCCUCUUCCUCCUUCUGGCGCAUCCUUUCAGCAUGGACUUCCAGCAACUUCUGUGGCUUAUGCAUUACCUUCUGGACCAACAGGUACUCUGCCUGCAACCAGUGACCUUCCUGCAUCCCAGAGAACAGAAAGCCUACCAACUCAAGACCAGGCCUGUCCCUUCACAGGGCCACAGAAUGGCUGGAACGACCCUCCUGCUCUGAAUAGAGCUGCCAAGAAGAAGAAGGUCCCUGAUAACUUCCUGCCCCCAGUUCCCAUAACCUCUCCCAUCAUGAACCCGCUGGCGGAUCCACAGUCUCAGAUGCAGCAGCCUCCAGCUCCAGCACCACCCACGGGUGCACCCAGCUUCCAGCCUCCAUACCUCCCCACAGGGCAGCCAGUGCUGCAGGGUGGCUACCCACCUGCUCCCCAGCCCCUGGGGCAAUCCAUCAUGCCACCCGCUGUUUCCAAACCCAGCACGGAGGGGGCUCCUGGGGCCCCAAUCGGCAAUGCCAUCCAGCAUGUGCAGGCACUGCCAACAGAGAAGAUUACCAAGAAGCCCAUCCCUGAGGAGCACCUUAUUCUGAAGACUACAUUUGAAGCUCUUAUCCAGAGGUGCCUGCUGUCUGCCUCUGAUCCGCAAACAAAGAGGAAACUAGAUGAUGCAAAUAAACGCCUAGAGUUUCUAUAUGACAAACUUAGGGAACAGACACUCUCUCCAACCAUCAUUAGUGGUUUGCACAACAUCGUGAAGAGCAUUGAAACCCGCAAUUACCAGGAAGGACUGAACAUCCACACGCACAUAGUCAGCACCAGCAACUUCAGUGAGACCUCUGCUUUCAUGCCUGUUCUGAAAGUUGUCCUCACCCAGGCCAAUAAGCUGGGUGUCUGAAGUAACCCUGCAUUUGCAAAGCCUUGACGGUUGCUUUUCCAAAGAAGUGCAUUUCUACAGCAAACAUGCAGGAUACGGACCAAAUGCUAGUCCUUACGGCAUGUUGCAGUAGAGUGCUGACAAAUGGCAUUACACUCUCCCUGCAAAAUACUUUGUUCUAGGAGGGCCAUGGAGCCCUGGUGCUUUUCUUCUUAUUUUAAUGCUGUUCCUGUCCCUAAUGAUUCUUCUCUACAAAUAGUAUAUUUAAUGGAUGAUGGCCCCAUAUUGUCAAUUUUUAGAUGCAUGUUAUACUGCUAAACAGUGGCUUUUAAUAACAGAUAUACAUAUUAAAACAAGAUAGGUUGUGUAUCAGACCCUAAAACAGAUUAUUCCCUUCCACCCCACUGUUCCUUAUCCACCAGAUUAAAGAGUCUGAUUGUAUUGUAAGUGUAUUUGGUCUUUCAUUU